AUGACAACAUUCUCGUCCAUUCCCCCCUAUAUCCUCGGCGGCGCCUGUGUCAGCCGUGGAGUAAUGGCUCUCCUCUCACCACGAAAAGAGUACGGCCAUGUCGGUCUUCUCCUAGAACCUAGCAAAAUAAACACCGAAGGCGGUUCUGUUUCACCUCUGAUGUACUUCAAGGGUCUUCGUGAGAUAUCAUAUGGUCUUAUGUUGAUGGCACUGCAAUAUCAGGGCAACGAGAGCGCCGUGACGACGUUUUCCGCGAUAUUGUCAAUCGUGAGACUUGGUGAUGGGUUGGUUGUCUGGAUGAACGGCGGUGAUGAGCUGCGAUAUAAAGCUGCUGGCCAUUGGAUUACAGGACUGGGGUUUGUUGGAUGGGUGAUUUGGAGAUGGAGUUACUAG
This is a messenger RNA of Fusarium proliferatum ET1, 393 nucleotides long. RefSeq lists its product as uncharacterized. NCBI's taxonomy places the organism in Eukaryota, Fungi, Ascomycota, Sordariomycetes, Hypocreales, Nectriaceae. The coding region runs from base 1 to 393 and encodes 130 amino acids. The transcript has a single exon. The record is from RefSeq and is a predicted model, not a curated record.